This is a messenger RNA of Closterium sp. NIES-67, 603 nucleotides long. NCBI's taxonomy places the organism in Eukaryota, Viridiplantae, Streptophyta, Zygnematophyceae, Desmidiales, Closteriaceae. The record is from the annotation of a GenBank genome assembly.
UCCGCUUGAGCCUACCCGCUACCUGGAAGAUUCACAACGCCUUCCAUGUCCAACUUCUGAAGCCCUAUCGAGAUCCUAACACGGUCUUUACCGGACGCCAACCCCCGCUGCUGCCACCCAUCCUCGUCCACGAUGAACCUGAGUACGAGGUCGAGUCCGUGCUCGCACACCGUCGUCAUCGGAAUGGCGACGUUGAGCUUCUCAUUCGUUGGAAGGGUUAUGAUCCUUCUGAGGAUAGUUGGGGUCCUGAAUUUGCGAUGAGUAACGCUCGUCGUCCUCUUCGCGACUACCUUGUCAAGCAGGCGCGGCGGGGGAGAGAGUGUAGUGCAGGAGAGAGAGAGAGAGAGAGAGAGAGAGAGAGAGAGAGAGAGAGAGAGAGAGAGAGAGAGGGAGAGAGAGAGAGAGAGAGAGAGAGAGAGAGAGAGAGAGAGAGAGAGAGAGAGAGAGAGAGAGAGAGAGAGAGAGAGAGAGAGAGAGAGAGAGAGAGAGAGCGGAUGAGAGUUUCGCAGCGAAAGAGGAUGUGGCGCAGGGAGAUGGCGAUAUAGACUACAUAGGGUCAUGCCAUAGAGAGUACAACCCACUAGCUAUAUACCCCUGUAUACU